Molecule: messenger RNA, 660 nt
Organism: Antrostomus carolinensis (chuck-will's-widow)
Lineage: Eukaryota; Metazoa; Chordata; Aves; Caprimulgiformes; Caprimulgidae
Product: carboxypeptidase B2-like
Exons: 5
Coding region: 1-660 (219 amino acids)
Biological process (GO): proteolysis; fibrinolysis
Molecular function (GO): metallocarboxypeptidase activity; zinc ion binding
Source: RefSeq, a predicted model, not a curated record
AUGACAGAAUGUCAUCCUGGGAUUUUAACAUUUUCAGAUAUCAAGGAACACUGUGUCAGCCAUCAGCAGCAAGGUUACAAAUACUGGCACAAUCCAAAUCGGCUGUGGAGAAAGAGCCGCUCAUCACAUGGUAACAGCAAGUGCAUCGGUACUGACAUGAACAGGAAUUUCGAUGCGCACUGGUGUGGGAAAGGAGCAUCUCCCAACGAGUGUCGGGAGACAUACUGUGGACCCUACCCAGAGUCUGAACCUGAAGUGAAAGCAGUGGCUCGCUUUAUCAGAGAUCACAAAGACAUCAUUAAAGCUUACAUAACCAUGCACUCAUACUCCCAGUUGGUAUUGUUUCCAUAUUCUUACACUAUGGACAGAAGCAAAGACCAUGAUGAGCUGGAAAGUCUGGCAAAGAAAGCAGCUAAAGCUAUAAAGAGGACAACAAAGAAAACUUAUAGACUCGGACCUGGUGCACAGACAAUUUAUUUAGCUCCUGGAGGGUCAGAUGACUGGGCUUAUGAUCUUGGCAUUAAAUAUUCUUUUACCAUUGAGCUUCGGGACACAGGAACUUACGGAUUUCUGCUUCCUCCUCAAGAAAUUAAACCAACUUGCUUAGAAGCACUUUCUGCUGUCAAAGAGAUAGCUCAACAUGUUCUCCAAAAUUCAUGA